GAUAGUUGCUCCUAUGCGAGCGAGUUGUCGGCCGUCACACAAAAUUUUAAACCGUAUUGUUAUCAAAACGCCAUUCAUGCCAUUUAUAAAGUGAUAUAAUAAUCUUAAACAAUAUUUGAAUUUGGAAUCAUUUGAAAUGCGAAUAGAAAUUCCAGAAUGCAGAAGGUGUUGUCUAUGUGUGCCGUUGAGAAUUGGAAUCAUUAUAUUUGGAUACUUGAAUUUGCUGUUCGCGUGCCUGGUGCUGUUCUUCCAAGUGGUGUAUCUGGUGGAAAGGGGCAAGGGUAUCGAAGGCAUGGGGCUGAACAGCCUGUAUGUGUACAAGGGCGCUGCGGUGUACACCCAGGUCUGGCUGCCAGCGCUACUCUAUAUACUUGAAGUGGUCUUUACUAUUGUGUUACUGGUUGGAAGUCAUACGAAACGUGUGAAGCUUAUCCGUGCUUACUAUUACUAUGGAAUAGCAACAACAGUGGCGGCUAUAAUGACUUUCUUCGUUGUUAGAUACGAAUCGAAGUUCCUUGAUUUCGAUGUAUUGGAGUUCAGCCUAGCGUUCUGUGGUUUCUUUCUACAUCUGUACCUCUUGUUGUUGAUAAGAAGUGAAUUAUCAAAGAGAAGGUAUAAUGAAGGUCGGAUGAGUUAUGUGAACCAUAUCACUGAAGUAACCUUCCACCCGCCACCUUGGAGAGAGGAAGAACGAAUGUGAAAAAAAAUUAUUCGUGUAAUUUAAUUUAGUGCUUAAGUAUUCUUUAUAAUAAUUGUGUUCUGUGCUAUGCCUUUUGUUAAAUAAUAAAAAAAAAUCAACGAGUUUUUUGUUGUGAAAUGAUGGGUUAUUAACCUAUUCCAAUUUUUUUCCUACCAAGAAACAUAAACCCAAAUACAUUAAACAGCACAGUUAGUUACAUAAUACCUAUUGUAAUUGCUCGAUCCGCCAUUUUGGAUUUUAUGUCAAAAGGGGUUUUGCAAUAAUCGACGCUGUAAACACUUUUGUGCUGACUUGUACUUUGAAGAUUAGAAACAUUAUACCUGGAGAGGAAUAAUUUCCUGUUAAAUAAAUAGUCUGGAUUAAUGUAUCUAUUUAAACGUGUGUAGAAAUAAAGUAUUUUUGUACU
Molecule: messenger RNA, 1106 nt
Organism: Manduca sexta (tobacco hornworm)
Lineage: Eukaryota; Metazoa; Arthropoda; Insecta; Lepidoptera; Sphingidae
Exons: 4
Coding region: 137-700 (187 amino acids)
Source: RefSeq, a predicted model, not a curated record